AUUAAAUAUUUAUCCAAAAUGCAAACACUAAUCUAAAAAGUUAUUUCCAAAGAAGGCCUUCUUCUUUGUAGCUGGUUCUUGGGAGAAGGACAAACCAAAUACGUUUGAAAUGGAAGCCGAGACAAAUGUAUUCCCACUGUUGACGAAUUAGAGACACAUUUUGGUUGGGUGGGUGGGUCAUCGUCCCGGGCACACUGACAAGUGACCAAAGACGAACUUCCUCGAUCUCCGAUUUCUCAUUCGAUGUUUCCUUAUCAGUAAAAUAGUUCCAAUGUGGGAAUGGAAGCGGAUGGCAGCUCUUCUUGUCUCCAUCUGAAUUCUAAAUAGAGCAAAGUUUGGUUCACCACAUAUACGACAAUGAACCACUUUAAUCGCCCAAUUCACUCCAAAGCAAUAUACUUUCAGAUAGAUUGCUCCAACAAAAUGGCAUUGUCACUCGUCCAGUUGUCAAAGGUAAAAAUGAUAAAUUAACAUUGCUCAUCUAGAGUUUCACAUUUACCUUUUGAAAUUUACCUUUUGUAGAGCUGCUCGUGUUUACUCCAAGGCUAAGUGUACAUGCAUUUAGGGAUACAAUAUCAUCAAGUUUAAGUAUAAGACGAGUCAUUAAAAGUAUAAUCGCUAAUAUUGAUGAAAUUAAGGUGUGUUCCUACAUCAUAAAAGUAGAUCUUUAACAAACAAAACACUUCAAAUAAAGCACACGUCAGUCCAAGCACAACUACAACUACUGGCAAUGUUCAGAGGAAACUCUAACAGGAGCACCAUAACAAUAGAUCUUUAACAAACAAAAACACUUCAAAUAAAACACACAUUAGGCCAAGAACAACUACUGGCUAUGUGUAGGUGUCUCCUUUUUGGGAAAAAGACCAAAAUAGAACUAAAACAUUGAAAAUAUACCAAAAUAAAACUUCUAGUAUUUAUUUUCGAAAUAAGACUUAAAAUAUAUUUACAUUACCAAAAAAUAUAUGUAAUGUGCACGUGUACAAUGUCACAUUACCACAAUGUAAAGUCUUAUUUCAAGAAAAAAACAUGAAAGUUAUAUUUUGGUACUUUUCUUUAUGUUUUAGACUUAUUUAGAGUGAUUUCUACUACUUUUUUGUCACAUCUACAUCAAUAUCAUAUCUUCUGAGUGACAUGAUUUAUAAAAAUCUGAUUCUUUGACGUUGUAUUUUGUGUAGUUUGUGGUGCUUGUGUCGUGUUGUAUCACAAAGGCUAUCUCAUGCAAAAGAAGUUUUCCCUUCAGUCCAAUGGCCUUGAUGUUUGGUCUACAACCAUAAAUAUUUUUGGAGCUUCUGGAAGAGCACCGACACCGAGUUUGGACGUCAAGUAGUUCAUUCAUCACACCCUUUGAUCACGGACUCUUUAAAUGAACUUGAUAUUUCUGCAUCUGUUUAACACAAUUCAAGAAUAAUUAAGUAUCCAAGGGGGUCUAGUUUAAAAAAUUAUUAAUGUUGAACAUAAGGAAAUAUAAAAACUACUCAGUACUUACAACCCCUUUCAAUGUUCUCUUCUAGCUCUUUGGCCUCCUAGUUUAUUAGCACGCCCAAAUUGAAAUAUUCCACAGCAUCAAGCCUAGGGUUGUAAACACCAUGUUUGGCCCAUUGGGUUAUAUCAUGAAUUCCUCAGAAGUUUGCUGCUUGUCAAUGGAUCUCCAUGCCACUUCCAUUGCAGGAUAAGACUUUAUCAAUUCUUCAGGUUUGAUAUAAUCUUCGGUUAUCUUCGUCCCUUGUUUUUGGUUGGACCAUAACCCAUGCAAUAAGCAUACUUUUUUACAAAUUCUAUGUGUGAGCCUCUUUUCUUACCAAUGGCAUUAAAUAUUUUGGCAGACGUGAAGACUACCACAUGGGAAGAGAGAGCAAGUAGAUUGGGGACUUACUCUUCCCAUGUGGGAUUUUAUGCAAUCUUCACGUUUGUCGAAGCAUUUAAUGCGAUUGGGAAGGGAAGACUUAUAGAUGGAAUUCCUAAAAAAGAAUGAUUAUUGCAUGGGUUAUGGCCUUACCACAGAUAAGGGACAUAGAUAACUGAAGAUUAUAUCAAAUCUGAAGAGAUGAUAAAGUCUUAUCCUGCAAUGGAGGCCGUAUGGAGAUCUAUUAACAAGAAGCGAACUUCUGGGGAAUUCAUGAUAACCUAUGGGGCUAAACAUGCCAUUUACAAUCCUAGGCUUGAUGAUGUAGAAUAUUUUAAUUUAGGCGUGCUAGUAAACCAGGAGGCCAAAGAGCUAGAAGAGAACAUUGAAAGGGCUUGUAGGUAUUGAGUAAUUUUUAUACUUUUCUAUGUUUAAGAUUCAUAAUUUUUAAAAUUAGACCCCCUUAGAUACCCAACUAUUCUUGAGUUGUGUUAAACAAAUGCAGAAAUAUCAAGUUCAUUUAAAGGGCCCGUGAUCAAAGGGCGUAAUAAAUGGAGCACUUAGCGUCCAAUCUCGGUGACGGCACUCUCCCAAAAGCUCCAAAAUAUUUAUGGUUGUCGACCAAGCAUCAAGGCCAUCAGAGUGAAGGGAAAACUUCUUUUGCAUGAGAUAGCCUUUGAGAUACAGCACGACCCAAACACCGCAAGCUACACAAAACACAACGUCAAAGAAUCAGAUAUUUAUAAAUCAUGUCACUCAGAAGAUAUGAUAUUGAUGUAGAGGUGACAAAAAGGGAGUAGAAAUCACUUUAAAUAUGACUAAAACAUAAAGAAAAGUAUCAAAAUAGAACUUUCAUGUUUUUUCCUGAAAUAGGACUUCGCAUUAUCGUAAUGUGGCACUGUACACGUACAUAUAGUUUUUUGGUAAAUCCCCAAUAUACUUUACUUGCUCUCUCUCUUCCCAUGUGGAGGUCUUCACGUUUGCCAAAGCAUUUAAGGCCAUUGGUAAGUAUAUGAAAUUCGUAAAAAAGAAUGGUUAUUGCAUGGGUUAUGGCCCAACCACAAAAAAGAGAUAAAGAUAGCGGAAAUUAUAACAAACCUAAAGAGUUAAUAAAGUCUUAUCCUGCAAUGGAAUGCGCAUGGAGAUCCAUUGACAAGAAGCGAACUUCUGGAGAAUUCAUGUAACAACCACUCUUCUUUACGAAUUCUUUUUGUAAGCCUUCCCUUGUUAAUGGCAUUAAAUGCUUUGGCAGACGUGAAGACUGCAAAAAAAUCCCAUAGGGGAA
Cuscuta campestris is the source of this 3128-nucleotide messenger RNA. The record is from the annotation of a GenBank genome assembly. Lineage: Eukaryota; Viridiplantae; Streptophyta; Magnoliopsida; Solanales; Convolvulaceae.